AUGUCCUCAUCAGAUCCAUCCAUGUAUGGCGAAAAACCUUCGAGCCCCAACCGCUACUGGGGCUUGGGUCGUCUCUUCACCAGCCGCUCCGCCUCCAAUGAUGAAGAGCAUGACUCUGACAUCCCCCGCACUUCGAAAUGGAGCAUGGGCGUUCUCAAUGAUCCCAGCACUGUCGAGGUUCCAGGAUCCGUCCUGCUGCUUGCUGCCCAUCGCAACGAGCCUCUGGGCUUACGCAAUAUAAACGCUCGCAGCUCCCACUCUUCCAUUCCUGCUGGCUUCCCAGUUGAUAUGCCCACAACACCCGGCGGUACUCGCAUAGUGUCAGCCGCUCCUGAAAAUCCCACCAACAAGCCCUCCCCGGGUCCAGACCAGACGAAAAAGACCACCGAGGACGGUCAAGUCAUUCUGGAGCCCCAACCCGAGGAGUCCGUCAAUGACCCCCUCAACUGGCCAUCUUGGCGUCGCGAUACUGCUCUUCUCUCCCUCGGGUUCUACUGUAUGCUAGGCGGCGGUGUCACUCCUCUCAUCGCCGCCGGUUUCACCGACGUCGCUCACGACUACCACGUCGAAGUUGAAACUGUCGCUCUCACUACUGGCCUCUACAUGAUGGGCCUGGGUGUCGGUUCAGUCUUUGCAUCCCCGACCGCCAUCCUCUUCGGAAAACGUCCCGUCUACCUUGCUAGUGCCAUUCUCUUUAUCGGGACUUCGCUCUGGGCUGGAUGGUCUCCCUCCUUUUCCUCCCUCAUUGCAGCUCGCGUUUUUCAGGGCAUCGCAGUCAGUCCCGUCGAAUGCUUGCCUUCCGCCACCAUUGCCGAAAUAUUCUUUCUCCACGAGCGUGCCUUUCGUAUCGGAAUCUACACACUGCUGCUCCUCGGUGGUAAAAACUUGGUGCCCCUCGUCAGUGCCGCCAUAAUCGCUCGUUUUGGCUGGCGAUGGGUCUUUUGGAUCAUGGCCAUGAUUGUUGGACUUGCCGGUGUCCUCUUAUUCCUCUUUGUUCCCGAGACCUUCUGGGAUCGCACCCCAACGAGGAAGCCGUCCAAACGACCAAGUUUCUUUCGUCGUAUUUCUUCUCGCUACGGUCCACACAAGACACCCUUCCCCGCCCCUGGCGUUUCACAUGAGCGUCCUCAUUCUCCUGGUGCUCAAGACCGUCAUCACGACCUGCAUGUUGGCUUCGCGACUGAAGCCGAGGAGCAUGCGGCGAAUGCUCCAGUUGAUGGUGCGUCGCAUCUUCGCCCGAAGAACCUUCAUGUCGGCUUCUCUGAGGCGUCCAAUAUGGAAAAGGAGUUGGAAAGCAGCGGUCGGGUGGAAGCAGAACAAUCAAUUGAGCCCUCAAUCACGGCAUCAAAGCCCCAGCAAGCAGCUACCGGGUCUCAGUCUGCCACUGACGGGCUCACGGCAAACUCGCCGGCGCUCCAUACCUUGAGCCGUCCAAACGUGCACGAUUCGAGCCACUUGCAAACCCCAGAUGGUCGCAGUAGUAUCUACACUGCUUCCGGCGUUGACUAUUUUCAAAACGCCGCUGACAGAGAGACUAUUACAGCUGCCAGCCUUUCUUCUCCUCCCAAAAUCCGUCAAUAUACCCACAACCUACGCCAGCAGCCUGCUCAGUCCUUUGUCCAGCAGCUGAAACCAUACCACGGGCGGUUGAAUAGUGACAAGUGGCACAAGGUUCUUGUUCGACCUUUUGUACUCUUUGCUUACCCGGCCGUCCUAUGGUCCUCUGUUGUUUACGCAUGUUCUAUCGGUUGGCUCAUCGUCAUUUCCGAAACCAUGGCCAUCAUAUACCGCAAUCCAGACACAUACAACUUUACCGCUCUCCAGACAGGUCUGGUCUAUAUUUCCCCGUUUGUGGGAGGUAUCCUCGGAACUGGUGUCGCUGGAAAAAUCAGUGACAUCAUCGUCAAGGCCAUGGCACGCCGCAACGGCGGCCUCUAUGAGCCAGAAUUUCGGCUAGUCAUGGCCAUUCCCAUCCUCAUCACAACUUGCAUAGGCUUGAUGGGCUUCGGAUGGUCAGCGCAAAUUCAUGAUCACUGGAUUGUCCCGACUGUCUUUUUUGGCGUCGUCUCUUUUGGCUGCUCUCUAGGAUCUACUACGUCGAUUACUUUUUGCGUUGACAGCUAUCGUCAAUACGCUGGUGAGGCUCUUGUGACUCUCAACUUUUCCAAGAACGUCUUGCAUGGACUACUGUUUAGUCUUUUCUUUAGCCACUGGCUGGCUGAUGAUGGGCCAAAGAUGGUUUAUGUUUGGGUUGGGAUCAUACACCUGAUUCUCCUCCUCUCUACCAUUCCCCUCUUCAUUUAUGGCAAGCGACUACGCAUGUGGACGGUCCGCAAGAACCUAAUGGAGAAGUUUUGA
This is a messenger RNA of Cordyceps militaris CM01, 2358 nucleotides long. Its product is annotated as MFS transporter, putative. The transcript is spliced from 3 exons. Bases 1 to 2358 code for a protein of 785 amino acids. Lineage: Eukaryota; Fungi; Ascomycota; Sordariomycetes; Hypocreales; Cordycipitaceae. The record is from RefSeq and is a predicted model, not a curated record. Gene Ontology annotation, molecular function: transmembrane transporter activity. Gene Ontology annotation, biological process: transmembrane transport.